Molecule: messenger RNA, 561 nt
Organism: Trematosphaeria pertusa
Lineage: Eukaryota; Fungi; Ascomycota; Dothideomycetes; Pleosporales; Trematosphaeriaceae
Exons: 1
Coding region: 1-561 (186 amino acids)
Source: RefSeq, a predicted model, not a curated record
AUGGCGAAAUACACAAAGGACUUCACCACGGUGUCCGAAGUCGACAUCAAAUUAGACUUCUUGGCCGUUAGGGCCCAUGUCAUCCAGGCGGAGGAGUCGGCGAAGAAGGUACUCGCCAUCUGGACGGAGCAUUACAACAAAGCGCGGAAGAACUUCGUCGCUACUAGGGCGGCGUUUGAUUGUGUCAUGCGAUGGACCGAGCAGGUCAACUACGCCUGGAACGAGCUGCGAUUGAGUGACGGAACCUCGCAUCUCCCCGAUGCCGCUCGCGAAGCCUACAGCAAUCCGGAGGCAUGCAACACACUCACUGAAUUUGGAGAGACGCCGGCGGAGGUGAAGGAAAGGACGAAAGCUGAAAGAAGGAUGGCUAUUCAGGCAUGGAAAAAGUUGAGGAAGGCGUGUGCUGACUCCGCUGUAGCGCAGGCGCGCGACGAGCAGCUGAGGAUGGUAGAGAACAGGGCGGCAAUGCGAGACGGGCAGCCAUGGGAUAACGAAGGGAUGCACACCCAGGCCGACUGGGCACUUGAAAACAAAUGGGCUUCGUAUGAAAUGCUAUGGUAG